AUGUUCGCGGGGCUCCUGGGGCUCUCUGCCCUGCUGCAGGCGGCCGAGCAAAGCGCGCGUCUCUGCACCAUUGUUUACUACUUUGCCACAGGCCAUCUCCUCUGGGCAUGGCUGGCCCUUUCUGUCCUCCUGCCCGGCUUCUUGGUCCAGGCCCUGAGCUAUCUGUGGUUCCAAGCAGAUGGGCAUCGGGGUCCUUGGUGGCUGGUGUUACUGCAUCUGCUGCAGCUUGGUGUCUGGAAGCGGCACUGGGACUCACUGGCAGCUGCCCUGUGGAAGGGAAGGGAGGCUCCCUGCUGGGGACAGCUGUAUCUGCAGGAGGUUGACCUGUCAGCCCUCAGGCUCCUGGAAGCUCUGCUCCAGACGGGGCCCCAUCUGCUGCUUCAGGUGUAUGUGUUCCUAGACUCUGGCUUCACAGAUACUGUGCCAGGGAUCAGUGCCCUACUUUCCUGGUCUUCACUGUCCUGGGCCCUUGUGUCAUACAACCAAUUCCUGGGCGUCAUGAAGCCAGGCCACCGAGCGAUGUUAUGGGCUGCUCUCUUGUGCCAGCAGCUGUGGCGGAUGGGCAUGCUGGGAGCCCGUGUGCUGAGCCUCGUUCUGUUCUGCAGAGUUUACCGGGUUUGGGUUUUGGUGGUUGGAGGUGCUCACUGGCUGGUGAUGACCUUCUGGCUUGUAGCCCAGCAGAGCGACAUUGUGGAGAGCACCUGCCACUGGAGGCUCUUCAACUUGCUGGUGGGGGCCGUGUACAUCCUCUGCUACAUCAAUUUCUGGGACAGCCCUUCCAGAAGCAGGAUGGCCAGCUUCUACUUGGUCAUGCUGCUGGAGAACUCCAUCCUCUUACUAUUGGCCACUGACUUUCUGCAGAGGGCACCAUGGGCCAGCCUCUGGACUGUGGCGGGGGUCUUGUCUGGAUUUCUCAUUGGCAGUGUCUCACUGGUUAUUUAUUAUAGCCUGCUACAUCCAAAAUCCGCAGACAUCCAGCAGAACUUCUUGAGGAAAUGCUGUGGCCCCAUAGAGAAUGACAAAGCUGAAUCAGAGCCUUCUCCCAGGGCCAUGGUUCCAGCAGGGGAGAGGCCAGAGAGCGCAAACUGGUGCCAAGAGGAAAGCUAUGAGCUAACCAGUCUAGAUAAGGCCUCCAGCCCAAUGCAGAAUACAACGGAGGUGGGGCAGGGAGACCAGAGAUCCUGGGAGUACUCCUUCUACAGCCAUCACCACUGGCUGUUGGUGAAACUUGCUCUCAAGACAGGAAGUGUAUCUAAGAUCAACGCAGCCCUUGGAGUUAACAGCCCUGGCUGCUCCUGUCCCCCUGUGUUGGGGUCGAAUCAACACUGUAAUCUACAGAGGAAGCCCCUGUUUUCCCAGCAAGACAUCCCAUCCUCUCCUUGUGACCCUUUGGCCUUGGAGAAAGGCUCUGCAUAUGCAGGUGCUCCAAAAGCAGAGAUGGAAUCAUUGGAAACUUCAAGCUUUGUCUCCUUUGCCAGUGAGCAUGAGGACAAUUCAACUGCCCAGAAGCCACCAGCUCCACAGGAGGAAGACAGCCCAAAGGAUGGGCCCAAGGCUGACCUUGAAGCUCAAGAGAUGGAUGCAGUUGGGCCUCUGAAAGGCGAGGAAGGACAGGCAAGCACAACACUGUACUUCAGUGCCACCAUGGAAAGGACCACGCCCUCUUACCAAAAAGGCAGCCCAGUGGCUCUGCGGGCAUCCCACUUGGGAACAUUGAGAGAAAGCAGGCCUGUGCAGCCUGAUUUGCCUCAGGCAGUCACAAAGCCCUUUCCUGUUACCAUGGCCAACAUUAGUCCCAUUCCAGGCAGAAACUUCUGCCCCAGUACAGGCCUCCUUGGACGAGCCCCAGAGAGUUCAGAGUGUGAGGAGUGGAGGGGGCCUGCAAAGGACGUCAGUAUACAGAGGUCAUUGCCAAUGAUGAGCCUGAGAGAGCCCUGCUUCACAUCCACCCCCAAGUCUGAGUCUAUCCAGAGGGACUGUAGCUGCAGGGACAGGAAGAACCAGGAGGUGAGCUUUUUCAUCUGA
Molecule: messenger RNA, 2025 nt
Organism: Cricetulus griseus (Chinese hamster)
Lineage: Eukaryota; Metazoa; Chordata; Mammalia; Rodentia; Cricetidae
Source: RefSeq, a predicted model, not a curated record